Molecule: messenger RNA, 183 nt
Organism: Monoraphidium neglectum
Lineage: Eukaryota; Viridiplantae; Chlorophyta; Chlorophyceae; Sphaeropleales; Selenastraceae
Exons: 2
Coding region: 1-183 (60 amino acids)
Source: RefSeq, a predicted model, not a curated record
AUGAAGUGUGUGGGUCAAGUUUUGAGCGCAGUGUGCAAGGUGCUGCGCGACGGCAUCCCAGAGGCAGAGAAGGCGGCCAUCAAGGCCGGCAAGCUGCAGGUGGACGACGACACGAGGGAGGCACGCAGGUGCUGCGCCGACAAGGAGAUCAACGGCCGCGGGUACAGCCAGUGCUGCCUGUGA